AUGUACGCCUUUCAGACAGGCUCUCAGCCUGCCUCUCAAUCUCCAAAGGAGAAUUUCGCUCCUCGAGUCACUCCAAACAUCCUUCCUUGCCGAAUUAACCACGAUGGUCCGAUCGACUCUUCCGAACGGUUCUGGGCGCCUGUCACAGAUGAAGAAGCCAAAAAGACUGCCUACUUCCGUGGGCGCAAACUUCGUGGUCGACGCGUUGCAGUUCCAGACGGCUAUCAAGGUAUGAACCCUAGACGUGAACCUCCUAGAAACACCCAAUUCCCUAGCCUAACUUGGUCGACCCUCUAUUUUUCAGGAAUUGUCGCUAUACCGACGGACCGCGUGCUACCAACUUCUCAACAGACCGACAAGAACGCAUUAGACGACGACGAGGUUGUUGAGGUCCUGCCAGAGGAGCCAGUCAAUAUUCUUGAAACGCAAGGAACAUUUGAUGGGAUGGUAGUAUGGGGGCACGAAGUUCUUCCUGCUUCGGAUGAUACGUUCGUCAAGGGGGUAGAGGAGUGGAUACGCUUUGCUGAGACUAUGCAUGGGACACCGCUGCCCGCCGCGAAUAGUAAUAAAAAGUGA
Molecule: messenger RNA, 576 nt
Organism: Penicillium macrosclerotiorum
Lineage: Eukaryota; Fungi; Ascomycota; Eurotiomycetes; Eurotiales; Aspergillaceae
Product: ribonuclease H2 subunit C
Exons: 3
Coding region: 1-576 (191 amino acids)
Biological process (GO): RNA catabolic process
Cellular component (GO): ribonuclease H2 complex
Source: RefSeq, a predicted model, not a curated record